CAACUUUACUGAAUGAUCAAAGGCCAGUAUUUAGGAGAAGACCUGCAGUUUUCUGGUCCGGCUAAUGGAGCAGUAGGAGGAAGUGUGGUGUUUGCUCCUGAUAACCCGCCCUCCACAACACUUAAUAUAGUUCAGUGGCAGUUUGGAACAACUCUUAUAUUGACAGCACAGUCUGAUUCAACUACAAUAGUCCCAGAAUACAGUGACAGAGUCAGUUUUGACAUAAACACUCUCGCUCUGGAGCUCUGGGACCUGAGACUGGAUGAUUCUGGAAUAUACAGACUGACUGUAUUAACUAGUGCUGGAGGACAAUUUACAGGAGAAACUUCACUACAAGUGUUCGAAAGAAUAACUAAUGUCAGGCUUAUUGGUCCAGAAGAAUUAUUAAUAGAGGGAGAAUCAUCUGCUAACAUCAGCUCUGAGGGAACUGGCAACAUCAUCUCUGUGCAGUGGAUGAAAGAUAACAGUCCUCUGUCUCCUAGCAACAGCAUCAUCUUCUCAUCUGAUAACAGAUCAGUGUCCAUCAGUCCAGUGCAGAGAUCAGACAGUGGAGAAUAUCAAUGUACAUACAGAAACCCUGCCAUCUCUGAGACGGCACAACUCAGCCUGAUCAUCAACUAUGGACCAGAAGAAGUUUCUAUUAAGGGUGAGGAUGUGGUAGAUUUAGGGGUUCCUGUGUCGCUCUCUUGCUCUGCAAAUUCUGAACCUGCUGCCUCGUUCAGAUGGAAGAUUAAUGAAACAGACACUGAUGUGACCACAGACACAUUCACCAUAGAUUAUACUGACUUCACACACAGUGGAGAUUACAUCUGCACAGCCUGGAAUAAUGUCACAAAGAGAAACGCCACACAACAACAUACUUUACUAGUUAAAGGAGGAAGAGGAGGAGGAGGGCUGUCAUCAGGGGCGAUAGCUGGGAUUGUCAUUGGGGUUUUAGUGGCAGUUGCAGGCAUUUGUGGUCUGACUGUCUAUUUAAUAAAAGCUAAGAAAAUCCCACAACCAAACCUUCAACAAAAUAGACGGGCAAGUGAAGCAACACAAAGCAGAGAGGAGACAGACUUGGACUAUGAAGUAGUCAUUAAUUUCCAGAAUGCUCAAGGAGAUGAAACGAUUCUGGGGAAGAGGAUUGAAUCUAAUAUAUACGAGAAUCCUGAUUAUGAAAAUGUGUAUGAAAAUGUAAAACAUGAACUUUCAAACAAACCAAUGGCUCCUCCACCUCAGGUGAGGAAGUGAAGACACUGAAAUCUACUGCAAUCUACUGAGUCUUCCUGCGUAUUGCACAUUUUACACAUUUUAUGAUGUUUCUGUACUUUAUUUACAUAUCUAGAGAUCUGGCAUUAUAAUGUUCAUGUGAAGGUCCACAUGGAAUCA
This is a messenger RNA of Sinocyclocheilus grahami, 1371 nucleotides long. Its product is annotated as carcinoembryonic antigen-related cell adhesion molecule 20-like. Lineage: Eukaryota; Metazoa; Chordata; Actinopteri; Cypriniformes; Cyprinidae. The transcript is spliced from 9 exons. The record is from RefSeq and is a predicted model, not a curated record. Bases 13 to 1233 code for a protein of 406 amino acids.